Messenger RNA from Trematomus bernacchii (emerald rockcod), 1102 nucleotides. RefSeq names its product sialic acid-binding Ig-like lectin 14. The transcript is spliced from 4 exons. Bases 329 to 1087 code for a protein of 252 amino acids. Lineage: Eukaryota; Metazoa; Chordata; Actinopteri; Perciformes; Nototheniidae. The record is from RefSeq and is a predicted model, not a curated record.
UGGUCGAGUUACAAACAUCCUGAGUCACAAAGAGAGCAGGAAGACGUUCAGUUCACUUUUACUGAAAGAAAAUGCUGUAUUGAUUUGCCUUAUACAGUAUGUUCCACAUUAAGAAGGAGUGACUUACAGGAUAGCAGUGAGAGGUGUGAUGAAAAUAAAAAUAGGAUAUUAGCAGAGAGACGAAAUAUCGGUCAUGAUGUGGCAUCUAGCAGAUACAAAAGCCUGGUGUGUGUGUCCACACUUCCUUUUGUCUCGCAAGACUAAAUACUGUAGAACAUUUGUUGGACACCUUACAUUACUUCCUGAAUUGACAUUUUGAAUCCUGAAUAUGGUGACCAACAUGUUGCUGCUAGUCCUCUUUGUUUCAGAUUUUCUCCCACAUCUUAUUGAAGGUACUUGUUCUAAGUCCCUUAACAUCACCACACCGAAGCGGAUGGAAGCACUGAGUGGAUCCUGUUUGCUGAUCCUGUGUAACUUCAGCGCUGACCUAGCUGUGGGCUUCAACAGCGCACGAGAAAUCUUCGUAGUGUGGAUUAAAAAAGAGCCCCAAUUUGGCCAAAAAACAGAAAACGUGAUUUUCCACAGUAAUAGGACAAUCAACACAUAUCCAAUGAGUAUUACAGGAAACCUGAGACAGGGAAACUGCACCACUCUGUUUUCUAGUUUGGAAGAAAGUCACACAGACAAAUACUUCUUCAGGAUUGAGAACGGCCCAUUUCGGGGAACAGCUUUAUGUGAUCCUCCUCUUCAAAUAACAGUGAAAGAUUCUCCUCCGAGCCCCACCAUUGAGAUCCCAGGUGAUCUGAAGGAGGCGGAGUCUGUCACUGUAACCUGCUCAGCUCCAGCUCCCUGUCCACACUCCCCUCCUAAACUCACCUGGACUCUCCAACAAGACCCUCCCAACACAAUGGAGGAAAACCCAGAUCGGACCUUCACGACUAAGAUCCAGAAGACCCUCACUCUGACAGACCAACAUGAUGGAUUCUCCAUCACCUGCUCUGCCAGCUAUCCUGUGAAUGAAGGGAAAGAUGUUAAGACAGCAGAGGAGACAAAGAGUCUCCAUGUUUCAUGUAAGAACAACCUGUGAUUGUCAGCACAUGAU